AUGAGCGGCGUAAAUUCGCAAAAGGCGCGCGUAGAUGUUGACGAGGACGUCGACGACUUGGAUGAUGUGCUGGAUCAGUUCUCUACCGAGGCACUAAAACCUACAGCGGCUCCCCCGCUGACGUCUAAAUCUACGAUUCUGCCUUCAUCGUCUGCCGUGGCGCCCGCCGGCUCGGAUGACUUCUCCGAUGACUUCGCACGUGAACUCGCGCGGGGGAUGGAGUCGCUGAUGCGCGAUAUGGGCGCGCCACUUGGUAAUGCGGGUGAGGUCCCUGGUAGCGCUGCAUCAGUGGACCCUGCAGAAGAGCAGCGCCGGGAGGAGGCGUUCCGAAAGGCAUGGGAGGCAAUGCUGAUCGAAGGCAUGGAUGGUGCGGUGCCGGGGCUUGACGAUAUUGCAGGUGUUACUGCGAAGUCUGGGCCGGGGGCUAGCACGGGCGCAGAGGCGGAUACGGGGAAAGAGAGGGAGAAAGCAACGGGCGCCGCAGAAGAUGACUUUCAAAAGAACAUUCGUGCGGCAAUGCAGAAGUUAAAAGAGAGCGAGCAAAAUCUCCGGGACUCGCAGGCGGCUUCGACGAAUGACGACGACCUGGAGAAGCUACUUGCCGAGUUUGGGGAAGGUAAGACAGAGGAUGAAUUGAGCGGCCUGCUGGACGGCAUGAUGAGCCAUUUGAUGAGCAAGGAUAUUCUGUAUGAACCUUUCAAGGAGCUCUCAGACAAGUUCCCGCCAUACCUCGAAGAGAACAAGGCGACAUUGAGUGAGCAGCAGUACAGGCAGUACACGGCGCAGCAUGCCAGUAUUGCGAAGAUGAUCGCGAUCUUCGAGGACCCUUCGUAUAGCGACAGCGACUCGUCCCAGAAUGCAGCAGUCGUGUCGCUCAUGACUGAGAUGCAGUCGUACGGCUCUCCGCCAGUGGAGAUAAUGGGCGAGCUCCCUCCAGGUCUCGACCUUGGCGCCGACGGGUUGCCUCAGUUGCCCGAAGGCUGUAUCAUCACUUAA
Messenger RNA from Heterobasidion irregulare TC 32-1, 996 nucleotides. RefSeq names its product peroxisomal biogenesis factor Pex19. Lineage: Eukaryota; Fungi; Basidiomycota; Agaricomycetes; Russulales; Bondarzewiaceae. Bases 1 to 996 code for a protein of 331 amino acids. The record is from RefSeq and is a predicted model, not a curated record. Gene Ontology annotation, cellular component: peroxisome; peroxisomal membrane. The transcript has 5 exons. Gene Ontology annotation, biological process: protein import into peroxisome membrane.